CACCAGCGCCGCCAUGGGGGGCAGAGGCGCGGUCCGCGUCCCGGACCGGUGGACCGACUACAUCCCGGUGGGCAGGAGGAUACCGGGAACGCGCUUCAUCGCCUUCAAGGUGCCCCUGGGGAGGAGCUUUGAUCAGAACCUUCAUCCAGAGGAGAGAUUUUCACCCCAUGACCUCAUUAAGAAAAUCAAAGAGCAGAAGGAAGAGCUGGGCCUGAUCAUUGACCUGACCUACACCACUCGUUACUACAGGCCAGAGGAGCUCCCAGCCUCAGUCUUCUACUCAAAGAUCUUGACAAUGGGACAUCAAAUCCCAAACAGGCACACCGUUUCUCAGUUCAAAUAUGUUGUAAAACAGUUUCUGAGAGACAACAGAAACAACAAUAAACUCAUAGGAGUUCAUUGCACACAUGGCUUGAACAGAACUGGCUACCUGGUUUGUAGGUACCUGAUUGAUGUUGAAGGCAUGGAGGCAAACACUGCAAUUGAGUUGUUCAACAGAGCUCGAGGGCAUCCUAUAGAGAGAAUCAACUAUAUCCAACAUCUUCAGCAGAGACCUGUAAAAAAGAACUGGGGACUAAAUGGAUUGGACUCAGACUGCUUCAGACAAAAAGCUGCCCCUACCCCAGCCAGCAACAACCAGAUGAUCAAACAUUAUUCACAGCAUUCAGACCAGUUCCCCAUAGCGGUGCCCAGGAAAUCUGGCAGCCCCAAGAAGAGCCGUAGGAGAGGUGCCAUGGCACAGACACAGACACAUGAGCUCAGGGCGAUGGAUCCAAGGCAGCCCCACGGGCUGGCAGCGAGGAACUGUCAGCUCUUGCUCCCCACCAAGGAGCAGAGCAAUGGACUGUUCUUUCCCCCUCAGAACCCCCAGUUCUGCCCAGCUCAGGGAAUGCAGCCUGCCAGGAGACGCAGGCACCAUCACUGGAAACCUGUUGGGACAGCAUAGGGAAUGUUGUCCGUAAGGAAAGCCCAUCCAGGGCU
Molecule: messenger RNA, 981 nt
Organism: Pezoporus flaviventris
Lineage: Eukaryota; Metazoa; Chordata; Aves; Psittaciformes; Psittacidae
Gene: DUSP11
Product: dual specificity phosphatase 11
Exons: 9
Coding region: 14-946 (310 amino acids)
Biological process (GO): protein dephosphorylation
Molecular function (GO): protein tyrosine/serine/threonine phosphatase activity; polynucleotide 5'-phosphatase activity
Source: RefSeq, a predicted model, not a curated record